UGGCUGACCAACUGGCUGAAGGGCAAAUAUCAGGGUUCAAGGAGGCGUUCUCGCUCUUCGAUAAGGGUGGCGAUGGCACGAUCACGACGAAGGAGCUCGGCACGGUGAUGCGCUCGCUGGGCCAGAACCCCACCGAGGCCGAGCUGCAGGACAUGAUCAACGAGGUCGACGUGGACGGGAACGGCACGAUCGACUUCCCCGAAUUCCUCACGAUGAUGGCGCGCAAGAUGCGCGACACCGAUAGCGAGGAGGAGAUCAAGGAAGCCUUCAAGGUCUUCGAUAAGGACGGGAACGGCUACAUCAGUGCUGCGGAGCUGAGGCAUGUCAUGACGAACUUGGGUGAGAAGCUAUCGGACACCGAGGUCGACGAGAUGAUUCGCGAGGCAGAUAUCGACGGCGAUGGUCAGAUCAACUAUGAAGGAUUCGUGAAGGUGAUGUUGUCGAAGUAGA
Messenger RNA from Cyclocybe aegerita, 450 nucleotides. The record is from the annotation of a GenBank genome assembly. Lineage: Eukaryota; Fungi; Basidiomycota; Agaricomycetes; Agaricales; Hemipholiotaceae.